AGCAGAGAGAGGACUGUUUGAAGGACACGGAACGCGGAAUAUUGGGCUAAACAAUCUUUAGCCAUGCCGAGAGGAAGCCGGAGCCGCACAUCUAGGGUAGCCCCCCCAGCCAGUAGAGCACCAGCAAUGAGACCAGCACCCCCUCCUGCUGCUCACCCACCUGCCCCUGUUGCUCAGGCUCCUUCUGCCCUUGGUCCAGCAGCAGCAGCACCCAGACAGCCAGGUCUCAUGGCCCAAAUGGCUACAACUGCUGCAGGGGUGGCUGUGGGCUCUGCAGUGGGACACACAAUAGGCCAUGCAAUUACUGGUGGUUUUGGUGGAGGAAGCAGUGCUGAGCCAGCAAGGGCAGAUAUUACAUACCAGGAACCAGCACAGCCUAUGUAUCAGCAACAGCAGCAAUCUCAGUAUACACCUUGUCAGUAUGAGAUGAAGCAAUUUCUCGAAUGUGCGCAGAAUCAAAGUGACCUAAAACUCUGUGAGGGAUUUGGAGAAGUUCUUAAACAAUGCCGCUUUGCAAAUGGCUUAUAACAAACCUGGACAUGAAGAAGAAAUGUAUGUAGAUGAGCAUGGUGCGGAGGAAUUGACCUGUGAUGUCCAGUUAAUUCAGUUAAUUGCAUAAGGCUUUAGUCUGAUGGCACAUAGGCAUCUUCCCCAACAGCAUAUCUCAGCCAACAUAAACAUUAUUGAAACUGCACCUGUUGCCUCCUAUUUACGUAGAUGGAAAAUGCCCGACAGAGCCUUUAAAGGGGUUAUUUAUCAAUUUUCGAGUUUGUGAAUUGAAUUUUGUUUUUCUAAAUCGAAUAAACGUGCAUAUUGAUUGGUUGCUUAUUUAUUAAUAAGGAAAACUCGUUCAAAUAAAAAAACUUGAAUACUUUGAGCUUGCAAACUUAAAGAACUUGAAAAAUUAGAGUUUGAAAAUAUGGCUUGACUUGGCCUAGGACUACUCCCAUUGACUUUGCCAUUUAAAGCUUGCAAGUUUCUAUAUAAGUUUUUUUUCGAGUUUUUGGGUUUAUUGCACUUAAUAAAUACCAGUUUUUGGUUUUUGAACCUCAACUCGAAUUGUGCAGUUUUAGCUCUAAAAAAAAACCCAAUUUGUGAACAAAAAUCAAAAUCUAACGUUAAUAAAUCGCCCUCUUUAUGGUGCUUUCAAUCAGAAGCUACAGUGAACAUCUUCAGGUUGUCAAUGUGCACAUUCAAUGACUGAGACAGCAGGAACAUUUUAGGGCAAUUCUCCACCUUUAGCUCAAUUAUGUUGGUCGAGAAAAUUGUCAAUAUGCUAUCAGCCUUAACCUUGUCUUAAAUCUAAUCCACUCAACUAUUUUGACCAGAAAAAUAACAGCUGGUGGGGAACAUCUGGAAAUAAAAAAUGCACUAGGUGAUUGUGGCUAUGACGACUGCAUUUUGGCCAGUGAGUUGUUUGUUGCUGUUGAUUAUAGCAUUUCUUAUUUUGAAAUAAACUAUUUCCAUGUUAAAA
Molecule: messenger RNA, 1474 nt
Organism: Xenopus tropicalis (tropical clawed frog)
Lineage: Eukaryota; Metazoa; Chordata; Amphibia; Anura; Pipidae
Gene: chchd2
Product: coiled-coil-helix-coiled-coil-helix domain-containing 2
Biological process (GO): mitochondrion organization
Source: RefSeq, marked provisional